AUGAGUGUCAGAUUGCACAGUAGGAGAGAAACAAAUGUGCUGCUGGAGGUGGUGUCGCAGUUGGAGAGCCUGGCGUUUGGGCCCGGCACUGCCGAGCCUCUGCCAGCCAGCGCAGGGGAUGCGCUGAGUCCCCCAAGCCCCCGGGACGGCGGUAGGGAAGACCAGGCUCUGCCGCCUCCAGCGGAAGGAGCGUGCUAUUCGCCACCGCCUGCAAUCCCCAGCAGGCCUCCUGCAGCUGUCCCCUCAUCAGACUCGGACAGUGAUACAGAUUCAGGUAGUUCAUCAACUACAUCUUCUUCGUUUUCACUUUCAUCAGUGUCUGAUGAAGAUGAUAAUUCAAAUUUGAAGGAUAACAGAUCUUACUGUAUUAAAAUAAAAGAUGAGUUGCCUAUUGAUGACCUGCCUCCUGUUGAAGACUUAACAAUCAUUCUUCCUGAUGAUAUUGAACUGAAGCUCUUUGGGACAGUUUCCAGCAUCCCUGAGCAGCUAGUAAUAAUUGAAUCACUUCUUUUUUUGUUUGUCUGA
Pezoporus flaviventris is the source of this 525-nucleotide messenger RNA. RefSeq names its product H/ACA ribonucleoprotein complex non-core subunit NAF1-like. The record is from RefSeq and is a predicted model, not a curated record. Gene Ontology annotation, cellular component: sno(s)RNA-containing ribonucleoprotein complex. Gene Ontology annotation, biological process: ribosome biogenesis; box H/ACA snoRNP assembly. Lineage: Eukaryota; Metazoa; Chordata; Aves; Psittaciformes; Psittacidae. Bases 1 to 525 code for a protein of 174 amino acids. The transcript has 2 exons. Gene Ontology annotation, molecular function: RNA binding.